Messenger RNA from Sphenostylis stenocarpa, 2238 nucleotides. NCBI's taxonomy places the organism in Eukaryota, Viridiplantae, Streptophyta, Magnoliopsida, Fabales, Fabaceae. The record is from the annotation of a GenBank genome assembly.
AUGAUGAUAACUUUAAAAUUAUUUUCUUUAUUUCUUGUUCUCUCAAAUGUAAUAAUUGUAAAUGCUACAUUUUUCAAAAGUUUAGACUUGAACCUCGUCGACCAUCAAGGUUUUAAAGAAAGAGUUAAAAUUAGCAGAAAUAGUGUGAAUAACAUCGAAAGUGAAGAGUUUCAUGUUGCCCCUCAAGGUUUUUCUCCAUCAUCUGCUUCUUCACAUGGCUACACCGAUCCACAUAGUAGAGAUUUAUAUGAGUUGAAUCCACUGGUUGAUUCAAAGAAUAUAAUCAAUACUCCAACUCAUAAAUUCAUUAUUAGUAACGAUAAAAUUACGAGGUUUCGUGUUCUUCCUAAAGGACCUGUUCUACCUUCUGGACCAUCGCAUGGUUGCAGUACACCAUCUUGUGGAGAUCCAGAUAGCCUAAAUCCACCAAUUGAGGCGAAUAAUGUAUUCAGAGAUUGGGUUCACAGAUAUAUUGUUAGCAACAUCAAAAACAAAGAAUUUCAUGUUGCCCCUCAAGGUUCUUCCCCAUCAUUUGCUUCUUCAAGUGGCUGCAGUGAUCCACCUCGUAGAGAUUUACAUGAGUUGAAUCCACUGGUUGAUUCUAAGAAUGUAAUCAAAGCUCCAAUUCAUAAAUUCAUUAUUAGCAAUGAUAAAAUCACGAGUUUAGGCUUGAACUUCGUCAACCAUCAAGGUUUCAAAGAAAGAGUCAAAAUUAGCAGAAACAGUGUGGAUAACAUCGAAAGUGAAGAGUUUCAUGUUGCCCCUCAAAGUUUUUCUCCAUCAUCUUCUUCACAUGGCUACACCGAUCCACAUCGUAGAGAUUUAUAUGAGUUGAAUCCACUGGUUGAUUCAAAGAGUAUAAUCAAUACUCCAACUCAUAAAUUCAUUAUUAGCAACGAUAAAAUCACGAGGUUUCAUGUUCUUCCUAAAGGACCUGUUCCACCUUCUGGACCAUCGCAUGGUUGCAGUACACCACCUUGUGGAGAUCCAGAUAGCCUAAAUCCACCAAUUGAGGCGAAUAAUGUAUUCAGAGAUCGGGUUCACAGAUAUAUUGUUAGCAACAUCAAAAACAAAAAAUUUCAUGUUGCCCCUCAAGGUUCUUCCCCAUCAUUUGCUUCUUCAAGUGGUUGCAGUGAUCCACCUCGUACAGAUUUACAUGAGUUGAAUCCACUGGUUGAUUCUAAGAAUGUAAUCAAAGCUCCAAUUCAUAAAUUCAUUAGUAGCAAUAAUAAAAUCAUGAGGUUUCAUGUUCUUCCUAAAGGACCUGUUCCACCUUCUGGACCAUCUCAUGGUUGCAGUACACCACCUUGUGGAGAUCCAGAUAGCCUAAAUCCACCAAUUGAGGCGAAUAAUGUAUUCAGAGAUCGUGUUCACAGAUAUACUGUUAGCAACAUCAAUGUUGCCCCUCAAGGUUCUUCCCCAUCAUUUGCUUCUUCAAGUGGCUGCAGUGAUCCACCUCGUAGAGAUUUACAUGAGUUGAAUCCACUGGUUGAUUCUAAGAAUGUAAUCAAAGCUCCAAUUCAUAAAUUCAUUGUUAGCAACGUUAAAAUCACAAGAUUUCAUGCUCUUCCUAAAGGACCUGUUCCACCUUCUGGACCAUCGCAUGGUUGUAGUUUCAAAGAAAGAGUCAAAAUUAGCAGAAACAGUGUGGAUAACAUCGAAAGUAAAGAGUUUCAUGUUGCCCCUCAAAGUUUUUCUCCAUCAUCUUCUUCUUCACAUGGCUACACCGAUCCACAUCGUAGAGAUUUAUAUGAGUUGAAUCCACUGGUUGAUUCAAAGAGUAUAAUCAAUACUCCAACUCAUAAAUUCAUUAUUAGCAACGAUAAAAUCACGAGGUUUCAUGUUCUUCCUAAAGGACCUGUUCCACCUUCUGGACCAUCGCAUGGUUGCAGUACACCACCUUGUGGAGAUCCAGAUAGCCUAAAUCCACCAAUUGAGGCGAAUAAUGUAUUCAGAGAUCGGGUUCACAGAUAUAUUGUUAGCAACAUCAAAAGCAAAGAAUUUCAUGUUGCCCCUCAAGGUUUUUCCCCAUCAUUUGCUUCUUCAAGUGGUUGCAGUGAUCCACCUGGUAAAGAUUUACAUGAGUUGAAUUCACUGGUUGAUUCUAAGGAUGUAAUCAAAGCUCCAAUUCAUAAAUUCAUUGUCAGUAACCUUAAAAUCACAAGAUUUCAUGCUCUUCCUAAAGGACCUGUUCCACCUUCUGGACCAUCGCAUGGUUGCAGUACGACACCUUGUUAA